Lagenorhynchus albirostris (white-beaked dolphin) is the source of this 3700-nucleotide messenger RNA. It is a transcript of the gene WDR35, whose product is annotated as WD repeat domain 35. Gene Ontology annotation, biological process: protein localization to cilium; non-motile cilium assembly; intraciliary retrograde transport. Lineage: Eukaryota; Metazoa; Chordata; Mammalia; Artiodactyla; Delphinidae. Bases 112 to 3657 code for a protein of 1181 amino acids. Gene Ontology annotation, cellular component: intraciliary transport particle A; non-motile cilium. Gene Ontology annotation, molecular function: protein binding. The transcript has 28 exons. The record is from RefSeq and is a predicted model, not a curated record.
GCCAGGGCGACCGGAGCUUCCAAGAGCCGCGGGUACUAGCGAUUGGCGGCUUAGAAGAAGUUUCCUGUGUCGGGCUUUAUCUGCUGGCGUCGUCCUCUCGGAGUUCCCAGAAUGUUCUUUUACUUGAGCAAGAAAAUUGCCAUUCCCAAUAAUGUGAAGCUGAAAUGUAUAUCUUGGAACAAGGACCAAGGAUUCAUAGCAUGUGGUGGUGAAGAUGGAUUACUGAAGGUUUUGAAAUUAGAGACACAGACAGAUGAUGCAAAAUUGAGGGGUCUUGCAGCUCCUAGUAACCUUUCUAUGAAUCAGACUCUUGAAGGUCAUAGUGGUUCUGUUCAAGUUGUAACAUGGAAUGAACAAUAUCAGAAGUUGACUACCAGUGAUCAAAAUGGUCUUAUCAUUGUUUGGAUGUUAUAUAAAGGCUCUUGGUAUGAGGAGAUGAUCAACAAUAGAAAUAAAUCAGUGGUUCGAAGCAUGAGCUGGAAUGCUGAUGGACAGAAGAUCUGCAUUGUAUACGAGGAUGGGGCUGUGAUAGUUGGUUCAGUGGAUGGGAAUCGCAUUUGGGGAAAAGACCUGAAGGGUAUACAGUUAUGUCACGUAGCAUGGUCCGCAGAUAGUAAAAUCUUACUUUUUGGAAUGGCAAAUGGAGAAAUACACAUUUAUGAUAAUCAAGGGAAUUUUAUAAUGAAAAUGAAACUGAAUUGUUUGGUGAAUGUCACUGGAGCAGUCAGUAUCGCUGGAAUUCACUGGUACCAUGGCACAGAAGGCUACGUGGAGCCACACUGCCCCUGCCUUGCGAUUUGUUUUGACAAUGGCAGAUGCCAAAUAAUGAGACAUGAGAAUGACCAAAAUCCUGUUUUAAUUGAUAGUGGCAUGUAUGUAGUAAGUAUCCAGUGGAACCACACUGGCAGCGUGUUAGCUGUGGCAGGCUCCCAGAAGGCCAUCACCCAGGACAAAGAUGUAAACACCGUGCAAUUUUACACUCCAUUUGGUGAGCAUCUGGGUACUUUGAAGAUUCCUGGAAAGCAGAUGUCUGCACUAUCUUGGGAAGGAGGUGGACUGAAAAUUGCACUAGCUGUUGAUUCUUUUAUAUAUUUUGCAAAUAUUCGACCCGAUUAUAAGUGGGGUUAUUGCUCAAACACUGUAGUUUAUGCUUAUACCAGACCUGAUCGUCCAGAGUACUGUGUUAUAUUUUGGGAUACAAAAAACAACGAGAAAUAUGUUAAGUAUGUGAAGAGUCUCAUUUCUAUUACUACUUGUGGAGAUUUCUGCGUUUUGGCUACAAAAGCUGAUGAAAAUCAUCCUCAGGAGGAGAACGAGAUGGAAACAUUUGGUGCAACGUUUGUGCUAGUUCUUUGUAAUUCUAUUGGCACACCUCUGGAUCCCAAAUACAUUGAUCUUGUACCAUUGUUUGUUACAAUGACCAAAACCCAUGUGAUAGCAGCUUCAAAAGAAGCAUUUUAUACCUGGCAGUAUCGUGUGGCAAAGAAGCUCACAGCAUUGGAAAUUAAUCAGAUCACCCGGUCUCGAAAAGAAGGGAGAGAAAGAAUUUAUCAUGUUGAUGAUACUCCUUCUGGAUCAGUGGAUGGUGUACUUGAUUAUAGCAAAGCCAUUCAAGGCACAAGGGAUCCAAUUUGUGCCAUAACUGCAUCUGAUAAGACAUUGAUUGUGAGUCGUGAAUCUGGCACCAUUCAGAGAUACAGUCUUCCUAAUGUUGGUUUGAUUCAAAAAUACUCCCUUGAUUGUCGAGCCUACCAGUUAUCCUUGAAUUGCAACUCCAGUCGUCUUGCUAUCAUAGACAUCUCAGGAGUUCUGACCUUCUUUGACUUGGAUGCUCGGGUAACAGACAGCACAGGACAGCAAGUUAUUGGCGAGUUGUUAAAAUUGGAGCGAAAAGAUGUCUGGGAUAUGAAGUGGGCCAAAGAUAAUCCUGAUUUGUUUGCAAUGAUGGAGAAGACAAGAAUGUAUGUUUUCAGAAACUUGGAUCCUGAGGAACCCAUUCAGACUUCUGGAUAUAUUUGUAAUUUUGAGGAUUUAGAAAUUAAAUCUGUUCUUUUGGAUGAGAUAUUAAAGAAUCCAGAAUAUCCAGACAAGGAUUAUAUCAUUAACUUUGAGAUUCGGUCCCUGAGAGAUAGCCGAGCACUGAUUGAGAAGGUUGGAAUUGAGGAUGCAUCUCAGUUCAUAGAGGAUAAUCCACACCCCCGACUUUGGCGCCUACUGGCUGAAGCAGCUCUUCAGAAACUGGAUUUGCACACUGCAGAGCAAGCGUUUGUGCGUUGCAAAGAUUACCAAGGCAUUAAGUUUGUGAAGCGCCUGGGUAACCUGCAGAGUGAGUCCAUGAAGCAGGCGGAAGUGGCUGCCUACUUCGGCAGGUUCGAAGAGGCUGAAAGGAUGUAUCUUGAUAUGGACAGAAGAGAUCUGGCUAUUGGCCUCCGGCUGAAGUUGGGAGAUUGGUUUCGAGUACUCCAACUCCUGAAAACUGGAUCUGGUGAUGCGGAUGACAGUCUCCUUGAACAAGCCCACAAUGCCAUUGGAGACUACUUUGCUGAUCGGCAAAAGUGGUUGAAUGCUGUACAAUAUUAUGUACAAGGCCGGAACCAGGAACGCUUAGCUGAGUGUUAUUAUAUGUUAGAGGAUUAUGAGGGAUUGGAGAAUCUUGCCAAUUCACUUCCAGAAAACCACAAGUUGCUUCCAGAAAUAGCACAAAUGUUUGUGAGAGCUGGAAUGUGUGAACAAGCAGUGACUGCGUUUUUGAAAUGUAAUCAACCAAAGGCAGCAGUGGAUACCUGUGUACAUCUCAACCGAUGGAACAAAGCUGUUGAAUUGGCUAAAAGUCAUAAUAUGAAAGAAAUUGGUUCCCUGUUAGCGAGGUAUGCAUCUCAUUUAUUGGAAAAGAAUAAAAUUCUUGAUGCCAUAGAACUCUAUCGGAAAGCCAGUUAUUUUUAUGAUGCUGCUAAGCUGAUGUUUAAGAUUGCAGAUGAAGAGGCAAAGAAAAGAACUAAACCUUUACGUGUUAAGAAGCUCUAUGUACUAUCAGCUUUACUUAUAGAGCAGUACCAUGAGCAAAUGAAAAAUGCCCAGCGAGGAAAAGUUAAAGGAAAGAGCUCAGAGGCCACUUCUGCUUUGGCUGGUUUGCUGGAAGAAGAAGUUCUGUCUACAACUAGUCGUUUCACAGAUAAUGCUUGGAGAGGGGCUGAGGCUUACCACUUCUUCAUACUGGCGCAGAGGCAGCUCUACGAGGGCUAUGUGGACAAUGCAUUGAAGACAGCUCUUCACCUGCGAGACUAUGAAGACAUUAUCCCUGCCGUUGAGAUCUACUCUCUGUUAGCACUCUGUGCAUGUGCCAGUAGGGCUUUUGGCACUUGUUCAAAAGCUUUUAUUAAACUUGAAUCUUUAGAGACGCUCAGUUCGGAACAGAAACAGCAAUAUGAAAAUCUUGCUCUAGAAAUCUUCACCAAACAUACUCCAAAAGAUAACAGAAAAUCUGAAUUGGACAGCCUUCUUGAAGGAGGGGAAGGGAAGCUGCCAACAUGUGUUGCCACAGGAAACCUGGUCACUGAAUAUCAAUUCUGGACAUGCAGUGUGUGCAAGCACUGUGUCCUGGCUCAGGAAAUAAGUAACUAUAACUUCUGUCCCUUAUGCCAUAGUGCAGUGGGAUGAAGAAAUGACAAACUGCAUAUAUAAUAGGAGUGUUUAUAUAACA